Fusarium falciforme is the source of this 411-nucleotide messenger RNA. RefSeq names its product AAA-12 domain-containing protein. Lineage: Eukaryota; Fungi; Ascomycota; Sordariomycetes; Hypocreales; Nectriaceae. The transcript has 3 exons. The coding region runs from base 1 to 411 and encodes 136 amino acids. The record is from RefSeq and is a predicted model, not a curated record.
AUGGGGACAACUGGGAGAUCUGGCCCCGGCUUUAUAGCCGACGAGCAGCGGCUGAACGUCAUCCUCAGCCGUCAGAAGAGUGGGUUGCUGGUUGUUGGUGACAUUGACGACGCCGGGUCCUUGGGCAAGGACAAGAAGAAGAAGGGCAAGGGCACGCAGAUGGUGACAUUCGGCGCCAAUGGAGAAGCCAUAUAUGUCGGUAGCGAUACCCUCAGGAACAUGUACAAGGCGUUGAUGGAGUGUCAACUCACCACCACUUCUGAGGAGCUCAAGCAGAAAGCCAAGAAGCUAGAGAUCAAGUUAAAAAGCGAUGUGGUAACUGCCGCGGCCAACGAGUGUCUACAAGGACAGAUCCAGCUCCUCAACAGCCCGGUCAACAUAGCAUGGGACGCCCUUCCUCCAACCUUUUAA